AUGGUCAUCGUGUGGAACGAGGAAUGGAAUGAUAAUAAGUAUAUUGGGGGUAAUAGGAUCUGUGCGGGAAUCUACAAAAAUACUACUUUUACUCAAUUGGUUGAGAUUAUGUACACGGUGACGGGAAUUGAUAAAACAAGGUACAACAUCACCAUUCAUUUUGUAACGGAACACUCAAGCGAACUUCCAGUUACCAAGUUCCCUAUCAAGGACGACUAUGGUGUCAAGUUUAUUAUGUGCGAUGACAGAAAAUAUAAAGUGAUGUAUGUUGAUAUGAUUUGUAAAGAUGUUGGAGUUUGUAACCUACGUAGUGGUGGUAAUCAAGAUUCAGGUGCCGUUCCAUUUACACCCGCACGUAGUCCACUGCAAAAUGAUGAUUUUGGUACAUAUGGUAUGGGUGAUUUAUCAGAUGACGCUCCAGACACGGAUGAUGAUUAUGAUAAUGAAACUGAUGAUAAUAGUGGCGAUAACGAUGGUGAUAAUAGUGAUGGUGGUGGUGAUGAAAGAGGAGUGAGUUCGGAGUACCCAGAAGUAAGAUUUUCAGGUUCACAAUUUGAGGACAACCAUUUACAAAGAAACUGGAUCGUUCCUGGUAUGGACUAUCAAGUCAGACGUUCAUGCACAAUUCGAUUUGAGGCUAGUUGCAAGGAUGUGAACUGCAAAUUUAUGCUUCGUGCAAGAUGCAGACCCGGUUGUUCGUUUUGGCAUGUGGUGAAAUUCAUGCCGAAUCACACGUGUAUUUCGGACGUCUACGAUUCACAUUUUCGAAAUGUGAAAGCUAUUGUCAUUGAAAGUUUAUUCUCUGAAAGAGUGGCGAGUAGUGAAUAUACACCUAGAAUGCUAAUGGGGGAGUUGCUGGAGCAACAUGAUGUGCAGAUUAUGUACAGUAAAGUUUGGAGGUCUUUACAACAUGCAAAGAGACUUACUUAUGGUAAUGCAGAUGAAUCAUAUCAACAACUACCCUCAUAUUUUCACAUGUUAAAAGAAACAAAUCCUGAUAGUAUCGCGGCAAUAGAGACAGAUGAAAAUAAUUAUUUUUUAUAUUCAUUUUUUGCACUCGAAGCUUGCCUUCAUGGUUUCCGAUCUUACAUAAGACCGGUUGUUACCGUUGAUGCCACACAUUUGAAAGGUGAAAACAAAUGGGUGAUAUUCGUUGCCACUUGCAAAGAUGGGGAGGAAAUGAUUUAUCCCAUCGCUUUUGGAUUUGGAGAUAGUGCGUCUGACAGAUCAUGGAUAUGGUUUUUGACGAAAUUGAGAGAGGCUAUCGGAGUUUUCAUGAGGGUGUACUACCAUAUGCUUUGCCAUUCAUAUUAUAUCGCAUAUUGGGUCAGACGCGCAUAUGCACCUCCCAUCAAUCUUCUCCCUAACAAGGCCGCUUGGGUUCUUCCAGUGUAUGUUAGACAGAUGGUUAUACUUCCACCUGUGCAAAGAAGACAACCGGGUAGACCGAGAAAUUGUCGGAUUCCUUCCAUGGGGAAGCUUGUCAAAAAAAAAUGUGAAAAAUGUGUUGAACUAGGACACAACAGUCUUGGUUGCCCUAAUGAAAGGACUUCCUUCAUUGGAGAGUCGAGCACAGCCACUACUCCGGAAUCUAGGGACGCUGCUAGGGCCUCUGCAAGGGCAAGCCGAAAAUGUAGCAUUUGCAAAGAGACUGGACACAUUCGUCGUCAGUGCCCUAUAUAG
Molecule: messenger RNA, 1683 nt
Organism: Diospyros lotus (date-plum)
Lineage: Eukaryota; Viridiplantae; Streptophyta; Magnoliopsida; Ericales; Ebenaceae
Exons: 3
Coding region: 1-1683 (560 amino acids)
Molecular function (GO): nucleic acid binding; zinc ion binding
Source: RefSeq, a predicted model, not a curated record